This is a messenger RNA of Arabidopsis arenosa, 1049 nucleotides long. NCBI's taxonomy places the organism in Eukaryota, Viridiplantae, Streptophyta, Magnoliopsida, Brassicales, Brassicaceae. The record is from the annotation of a GenBank genome assembly.
UAAUUCACUUUUUUAUUUUUUUUUUCUUUUUGUAAAAAUUUGUUUUUUUCCGAUCUCUAGUUUUUUUUUUUUGUUACCGGAUUUGAUCAUGGCGGAGGAAUUUGGAAGCUUUGAUUUACUCGUUGGUGAUGAUGAUUUCCUCUUCGAUUUCGAUCCUUCAAUAGUGAUUGAUUCUCCUCCGGCGGAGGAUUUUCUCCAGUCUUCUUCACCGGAUUCAUGGAUCGGAGAAAUUGAGAAUCAAUUGAUGAACGAUGAGAAUCAUGAGAAGGAGAGUUUUCUGGAGUUGGAUCAGCAAUCGGUUUCAGAUUUCAUUGCCGAUUUACUCGUUGAUUAUCCAACAAGCGAUUCUGGCUCUGUUGAUUUGGCGGCUGAUAAAGUUUCCGAUGUUAUCACCGUCGAUUCUCCCGUCGCCGGAAAGGAAUCUGAAGGAUCUGAUGAUUCCGGGAAGGAGAAUUCGGAUUUGGUUGUUGAGAAGAAAUCUAAUGAUUCUGGGAGUGAGAUUCAGGAUGAUGAUGAUGAAGAAGACGAUGAUGCUGUGGCUAAGAAACGAAGAAGGAGAGUAAGAAAUAGAGAUGCGGCGGUUCGAUCCAGAGAGAGGAAGAAGGAAUAUGUGCAAGAUUUAGAGAAGAAGAGUAAGUAUCUCGAAAGAGAAUGCUUGAGACUAGGACGAGUCUGCUGUGCUCUUGUUGGAAUCCCUGCUGUUGGGUUCCCUGCUUUGGCUUCUGGGAGUAAACUUCAUUUGCCUAUUCCCUUAUCUGUCCCACACAAAGUGUUACCUCCUCCUGUCAGAACCAGAAAAGCUGGUUCUAAACGGGCUCGGGAGUAGUAGCAAACCAUCUUAUACCGGCGUGAGUCGGAGAUGUAAGGGUUCAAGGCCUAGGAUGAAACACCAAAUCUUAACCCUUGUGGUGUGACAACGCCUUUUUAACUGCUUCCUUUGCGCAUUCGAGUCGUAGAUGAGUGUCGUCCUUAGUAGUCUCUCUUGUUUUUGUAUUUUUGCUGUUGAAAAUUUUCUGUCUAAUAUGGAUAAGUAAACGGUGAAUGUGAGU